AUGAUUGAAGAGGUGAUGGUUGAUUGUGGUGUUAGUGAUGAUGAUGUCAAUGGGGUGUCGGUGGUGUCUUUUCAGGGAGCAUCUGAUACCAUGAACUUACCUGUGGCUUUUAUCAGUUUCAUCAUGCUGCCAAUUGCAGGGAAUACCAAGGCUAUUAGGUUUGCCAUGGAAGACAAGCUUGACUGCACACUUGGAGUAGCAAUAGGUUCCUCGAUUCGGAUAUCGAUGUUUGUGAUUCCCAUUUGUGUGAUUGUUAGUUGGCUCAUGGGAUCACCAAUGGAUUUGAAUUUUCAACUCUUUGAGACUGCUAUGCUUUGUAUCACAGUUCUAGUGGUGGCAUUUAUGCUGAAGGAAGGGAUAUCAAACUAUUUUAUAGGUUUGAUGCUUAUUCUAUGCUAUCUCAUGGUUGCUGCAAGUUUGUUUGUACAUGUUGACCCUUCAAAUGAUGAUUAA
Messenger RNA from Ilex paraguariensis (yerba mate), 453 nucleotides. The record is from the annotation of a GenBank genome assembly. NCBI's taxonomy places the organism in Eukaryota, Viridiplantae, Streptophyta, Magnoliopsida, Aquifoliales, Aquifoliaceae.